Molecule: messenger RNA, 1596 nt
Organism: Aspergillus calidoustus
Lineage: Eukaryota; Fungi; Ascomycota; Eurotiomycetes; Eurotiales; Aspergillaceae
Source: the annotation of a GenBank genome assembly
AUGCUUCGCCGCGCUAUCCUACCUCUGGCGAGGCCAAACGCCCUUGCCUCCGCCCCUCGGUUAUCAGCACUUCCGAUCUCUCAUUCUCGAUGGUACGCGAAGAACACAAAGAACAAGGCACCCUAUAAGCUCCCAGAUUCCGUCAAGGCCUCAAAGCCUGCACAGCCUGCCAAGUCGUCUCAACAAGAGCAGUAUGCCGCUGAGCAAGCUGAGUUUGAGACGAAAGCAGAUCCUCAAGUAAACACAGCAAACACGACAUCACAAGCUUCCGAGACACCGGAAUCUUCCCCGACACCGCCUGAACAAGAUGUAUCAGAAAAACCACUACCGGAUCUUACACAGGGUAUCCCUUCUACCCUCUUCGCAGAAUUAGAAGCUCGCUCUAAGAAGCGCGAACCUGGAUCUUUAAACCUCACGGAGGACCCUUCGCGCUUCGAAGAAGAAUAUAAUGACGACGGCCGUGGGGAUAUCCCAAAGGGAGGGUAUGAAUCGUCUCUCGACCGCAAGCGCGCCCGCAUGGCCAACUUGAUGUAUGCCCUUUUCUUGUUCGGAAGCGUUGGUGGUAUGGCCUACCUGGGACGCAACUGGGAUACAGCAGAGGAGGAGAAGCAGCACACCGAUGCCCCGUCAGGAUGGGCCUUUGGUCUUUGGUACAACCGCGUCAAGGCUCGCCUCGGCGAUAUUACAAGUUACUACAAAGACCCCGCGUUCCCCAGGUUGCUCCCCGAUGAGGACCCCAACCUGCGUCAACCCUACACCUUGGUACUCAGUCUGGAAGAUUUGCUCGUCCACAGCGAGUGGAGCCGUGAACAUGGGUGGCGGGUUGCCAAACGACCUGGAGUCGACUACUUCCUUCGCUAUCUCAACCAGUACUACGAACUUGUUCUCUUCACCAGUGUUCCCAGCAUGAUGGCCGACCAGGUCCUUCGCAAGCUUGAUCCUUACCGCAUCAUUCGCUGGCCAUUGUUCAGGGAGGCUACUCGCUACAAGGACGGAGAGUACAUCAAGGACCUUUCUUACCUCAACCGUGAUUUGUCCAAGGUCAUUCUCAUCGAUACUAAAGAAGAGCAUGCCCGUCUGCAACCAGAGAACGCUGUUAUUCUCGACAAGUGGGACGGUAACCCCAAGGACAAGACCCUGGUCGCGCUAAUUCCAUUCCUCGAGUAUAUCGCUGGUAUGGGCGUUGAAGAUGUCCGCCCUAUCAUCAAGUCGUUCGAGGGCCAGUCAAUCCCGAUUGAGUUUGCCAAGCGUGAGAAGGCUAUGCGCGAACGAUUCGAGAAAGAACUCGCCGAAGAGCAGAAGAAGCGACCUAGGAGGAGCGUGGGCAGCCUUGCCUCAGCUCUUGGGCUGAAGUCUAACCGCACCCUGGAUGGUGAGCAGUCACCCUCUGAGGGCCUGCAGGAGGGCAAGAUGCUCUGGGACCAGAUCCGUGAACGCGGCCAGAAGAACUAUGAGAUGAUUGAAAAGGAGAUUCGCGAAAACGGCGAGAAGUGGCUGGCCGAGAUGGCUGCUGAAGAGGAGAAGCUCCGACAGGAGCAGAUGGAGAGCAUGAAGGGCUCCUUUACCGGUUUCUUCGGUGGCGGCAAGAAGGAGUAA